Apis dorsata (giant honeybee) is the source of this 3283-nucleotide messenger RNA. RefSeq names its product endothelin-converting enzyme 1-like. NCBI's taxonomy places the organism in Eukaryota, Metazoa, Arthropoda, Insecta, Hymenoptera, Apidae. The coding region runs from base 397 to 2781 and encodes 794 amino acids. The record is from RefSeq and is a predicted model, not a curated record. Gene Ontology annotation, biological process: protein processing. Gene Ontology annotation, cellular component: plasma membrane. The transcript has 19 exons. Gene Ontology annotation, molecular function: metalloendopeptidase activity.
AUUUUUGUCUCUGGAAUAGAAAGAUGCAGGAGCGGAAGGGGGAGCGGUGGAUCCGGCCGGUGGUUUGAUCCAUCGAUCCAUCGUCCAGAGAUCGGCGGCGGGCUGGAGAAGUUUUGGCGGGCUUUGAAGAGCUAGGGAGUUCCGCGGGACCCGGCAAAUGUGGCUUUGUGCACGGUGAGCCGGGGUUACGGGGGCCGUGGGGCCCGUGGAGGCGGNGGUAGAUCCCGUGGCGAGGCAAGCGUGAGGCUACCCCUGAGUCCUCGCACUCUGUGCGCCCCUGGGGCCGGAGGUGGCGCACAUGUGCACGUACAGGGGACCGGAGGACCCGGUGGAACCGCGGCUGGAACCGGAAAUAAUCCCGGCACCGAGGAGGGAUCCGGCCUUCCGGACGAGCCAAUGGUGCACGUGGAGAGGGCCGCGCAGCAAGGUACCUGGAUAUGCUGCGUGCCGUGUUACUGGCUCAGACGAAGUAAGGCCGUGCACAAGGCGCUGCUCACGUUCGCGAUGCUGCUCGUCACCAGCCUGCUCGUCACCAGUCCUGUCCUCUUCCUCAUCACCACGCUGCCCGAGGGAGAGCAACCGCGUGAAUGCCUACCGUUGGACGAGGCCUGUAUCAGGGAGAGGGAUGGCCAGGAGGGUUUGUGCGACUCGAAAGCCUGCGAGGAAGCCUCGAAGCGGAUGGUGGCGUUCAUGAGGAAGGGGAUGGAUCCUUGCAAGGACUUUUAUCAGUUCGCGUGCGGCGGUAUUCGCGAUCAGCAGCCGUAUCAACCUAGCUCGAGCUUCAACAUGCUCCAGGCGAAGGUUGACGAUCAUCUUCACAAGUUAAUGGCGAACAAGAGCGGUCACAUGGUGGGCGAGUUCGAGAAGUUGGGCCAGUUUUACAACGGAUGCUUGAAAUUCAGGGAGAAACCGGUGAAUUUUACACCCGUUUACGAGCUUUUACGCGAACUCGGGGGCUAUCUACCGCCGAAGAGCAUUGCACCGGUCGACAUAACACCCCUAGUUUCGAGGUUGUUGAGGGUGAACGGCGCCCCCCUCUUCGACUUCUUCGUCGACGUGGAUCUUUACGACCGGUCUAGAUCGUCCGUCUUCUUGGAUCUGCCUACGAAACGUCAAGAAGACGCUUUCUUCGCGGAGAAUCCGGAAGAAGGAUUACGAUGGGCCAAGGCGUACUCGAUGAUGGAGAAGCAGCAAAAGAGGGCGGUGCACGAGGAAAGCCGAGCUUAUACCAUGAUCAAGAGUAAGAUGGAGGAGCUAAGAUCGAGAAGGAUUCACAGAAUCGUCGAAGGUUUCCUACCGAAGAGUAUGGAUCCGAAAGAUCGCGCAUCGGAGACCGAUCUGCUGUUACAAUUCUGUCUGUCUCUCAGCAAGAUAUAUCCGAAGCACAAGGAUCUGUACAAUUGGGUGGACGUGGACCAAAGGGUGUACGUGCCGUUCAACAUGUCCUAUCUCCAGGAGAGUUUCGGUUAUAUAAGGUGGGGGACGCUGCUGAACGCCACUCUAGGCGCUGCCACUGCCGAUCUUUACAAUCACAGCAGCCGCAAUCGGGAUCGGGCCCAUUACGGCUACUACGUUUACGUUACCGCCCCGCGUUACUUCCGCAGCCUUGGCAAACUGCUGAAUCGCUUUUCCAGGAGGAUUAUUCACAAUGGAUUGUUGCUGCUGUACGCGACGGACACUCUCCACGACAUCGUGAACGUGACGGGGAGCAAGGAUUGGAAGCUUUCUUGUUUCAAACUGACCAAGGAGGUGUUCGGUGAAGUCGUGGGCGCUCUCUACGUGCAGCAGUACACGCCUCAAUAUCUAGAAACCCUAGCGAACAGGGUGGGGGGGCUGUUCGAGCGCGUGAAAGAGACAGUAGCCGAGCGUAUUUUGGUGAAAUCUUGGCUGGACGAGGAGACGAGGACGCAGGCGUUGUUGAAGUUGAACUCGUUGCGGGGAAGAUUUCACGUGUGGCCUGGUUUCUACAACGAGAGUUUACUGGCCCGAGAAAUGGCCGAGGUGGACAUCGAUCCGGACGACUUUUUCCACACCGUGUUGAGACGGUUCCAACAGAUUCGCACCGUCGACGACAAGGUUUUGAGGAGAAACGUGACCGAGAAGCGUCGUCAUCCCUACAGCGUGAACGCCUACUACGAAUCAUCGACGAAUACGAUUGGCAUCCCACUGGCUAUGAUGACAGCUUGGUCGUGGUCCUGGGACGGUGGACCAGCGUAUGCAGCGCACGCGACCCUCGGAUCUGUGAUCGGCCACGAGAUCCUCCACGCUUUCGACCUCCAUCGACGCCGACUGCCAUUGGAUCCCGAUAUAAACGUCGAUCAAUGGCUCUGGAUCACGCCCGAGUCUUGGAAGAGGUUGGAGGCGAGGAUCGAAUGCGUGGCGAGGCUUUACGCCAGGAGUUUCUGGAGGAAGGUUCAAUUUUACGGGAACGACGUUGCUGUACAGUUUGAUUGGAACGUGACGAGGAACGAGAACGUAGCUGAUAUCGGAGCCUUGCAGAUUUCGUAUAAAACCUGGCACACUUUGACGAACGGCAAGGAUCGAAGUCUUCCAGGAUUGGAGGGACUUCGCGCGAGCCAGCUUUUCUUCAUAAGCGCCGCCCAGACUUACUGUUCCAACAUGACUGCCGAGGCCUACAUUCUUUCCGUUGAGCUCGAUUACCACACACCUCAGCCCGAAAGGGUCAACGGUAUAAUGAUGAACUCUCAAGCGUUCGCGGACGCGUUCCGUUGCCCGCUCGGAACGAAAAUGAACCCCCCCAACAAGUGCACCACCUGGUGAUGACGAUCAGGCUUGGACGAUCGUUCGCCGACAACGUCAGGUUUCAUCUCAUAAAUCGAUCAUUGGAUAUACGAGAUACGGCGUGGUGUGAUUGUGGGACGUGAAGAGCGAGGAAACGCGACAAGGGCUUAAUUAUUUUUCUUCAACAAUUGUCGAGCGAUCUUGCGUCGGAGGGAAUCGAUUCGGAAAUUCGAUUUGAAAAAUUGGAGGGAUUAAGAAAAGGAUCGCUCGAUUCGCCAAGGACACGGAGGAUCGACGACAAGCUUGUUGCAACGUUUUCAGAAUUUUCUCUGGAAACCGGCAGAGGGGAUCCCCAAUCUCCCUUUCGGUUCGAACGCGCCAUUAAUGUUAAUAAUCUCUCCUUACGACGCUUUAGAGGACUUUAGAGAUUUAUUAUUAUAGCGAAAGCAAUAAAUUGUUGAACGAACGAGAGAGAGAGAGAGAGAGAGAGAGAGAGAGAGAGACACAGAGAGUGUAUAUGUACGUACGUAUGUGUGUGUGA